Ostertagia ostertagi is the source of this 627-nucleotide messenger RNA. NCBI's taxonomy places the organism in Eukaryota, Metazoa, Nematoda, Chromadorea, Rhabditida, Trichostrongylidae. The record is from the annotation of a GenBank genome assembly.
AUGUCGUUCUCAGAGAAGAACCAACCGAUGUGGACAAGCUGGUUUGGUGGUUUUGCCGAACCGUCCGACUAUGCCACCGCCGAAAUGCCCAACAUCAAUGUGCAGGCGGUCAUUAUCUCGGCAAUUUUUGUCGUUCCAUAUCUGGCAUUCCUGGUAAUUCUUCCUGGAGUUCGAGAGAAGCGCAUAGUGACGCUGGCUGUUAUUACCAUAGUCACGCUGACGGGAGCAAUUCUGGCAGCCUCGCUAUGCCUGCCCGGAUGGACCGGAGGUUCUGCAAGGAUUCUCUCUCAACUUAGGUCUCACGUCAACGAAAGAAUGCGAGCGCGUGUGGGUGUUAACGUUGGCCUUACGAGCAUCAACAUCACUCUUCGAUUUGAAGAAAUGGUGCAACAGGAUGACGGAGGGUCCCGGAUAGACAUGAGUCGACUCUAUUACAACGAGAAUUUCGACAUCUCUGGAGUUUCGUCGAUGACCGAAGAGUUGCGAUCGGCGUACCUACGCGGACUACCGUACCCGAUUCUGAGCAUACUCGAGUACUUCUCCUUGAAUCAGGACGCCUUCGACUGGGGCAGACACUACCGAACGGCUGGUCAUUACACUUCUGCCGCUAUCAGGUGCUUAGCUUUU